Messenger RNA from Myotis brandtii (Brandt's bat), 2351 nucleotides. It is a transcript of the gene FBXL22, whose product is annotated as F-box and leucine-rich repeat protein 22. The coding region runs from base 1812 to 2351 and encodes 179 amino acids. The transcript has 2 exons. Gene Ontology annotation, molecular function: protein binding. NCBI's taxonomy places the organism in Eukaryota, Metazoa, Chordata, Mammalia, Chiroptera, Vespertilionidae. The record is from RefSeq and is a predicted model, not a curated record.
CCCAAAGGGGUCGCGACCCACAGGUUGAGAACCGCUGCUCUUGACAGUCCCUGCCGGGUUCUGCCGCUCCAACAGGGUGGUGGGGAUGCAGGCUGGAAGCCACACAAACCAGAAUGACCCUUCCCAGUGGCCAGUGGCUCACACAGCCCUGCCUUUUAAGUGAAUGAACUGCCUAUUUCCAGGGUCAGCCCUCGGAGAAGUGCUGGUUUGGAAAGGCUUCGGGAGGGGAAGUGACGAUCAUACGGCUUUCUAUUAAGCCCGUCUGUGCUGCUGCAGCGAACCUUUUGAGUGGGGAAGUACAGCUAGAGCCCAAAGAGGGCCUUCAGCUGUCAUUUUUAACAGUUAAAAUGAUUAGCUUGAAAUAUUAGCUAGUUCCCCUUUCCUUGAUAAAAGCUUCCUUGUAGCUGUUUUGCCAAUUCGUCCUCAACGGAGGACAGCUGAGACUGGCUUCUAGGAGCAAGGGAGCUGGUCAGAAUCCUCUCCUUCCUCAGCUGUAUCCGCUUUUAAAGGCAGGCAAAGCUGCACUGGGCCUGACCAAGCUGGAGUUCCUGAAGGGGGUCCAGCAUAGUUGCUUCCUCUCUCUUACUCUACAAACUGGAAAUAAAGAAUUCCUGUUCCUUCCAGUGCCAGUUAAAUGGGAGAAGGAAGAAAGGUAGCCCCUUAGGUGGAGUUCCCUGGUCCAGCAGAGGGAGAAAGGGCUGCUCGCCUCACUCCUGUGGUCCGACGCAGCUUUUUACUAUCGGCAUUGCACCAACCACCCACCCACCCUGUACACAAAGCCAGGCCCUCGGAGCAGGGAAUGACAGCAGAGUCCAGGGUAGAACGGAUUCGAGCAAGCACUGUUAGGAAAUGGAUCCAUGUGUUGAGAAGUCUGGGUUACUUUAGGAGGGAGAACUUAAUGGAAAAGACUUCCAUGCAAUCUGCUAAGCGGAACUAAGGCAUUCACAAGGAUGGUGGGAGGUUCGCUUAAAGGGAAAACUCGGCCUAAAAUACUUUGACCUAAAGUUGUUUCACGCACUUUUGUAUGAAGAGCUACUUUAUCCAUCCUGAGUGUUUUGGAAAUACAGGCUAGAUACAAUAGGACACAUUAGAAAAAGGUAAAGCAAGUAAAUUUAAAACAUGACACAGAAAGGUAAGCUACUGAAGGUAAAUGUUUUAGGAACAACUCGGGAUAAAAGCAGAGCCCAUGGGAGGCCCGGGACACCCCUCUGCCUGGUGGAGGGCAGCAGGGUUUGAAGGCAGAUCAGCCCAGCCUGGAAAAGCCAUCACCACUGAGUAAAAGCAGGAGAGGCAUUAUCCGUGUCUGCUCACAGCUCAGGAGAUGUCACCCUAAGCUCUUUCCAGACAACAGGCUUCUUCCUACUAAGAGUGGGGCCAAACUCCGAUGUUCAGUGGGAGAGAAGAGCAGAUCCUAUUUACAGUUAGAGUCCCUCCGUGCGCAGAGCUGCAAGCCCGGACAGAGGUGGUCUGGCUAGCCACCUAGAAUGAAAUGCCUCGGGAAAAGCCAAACGAGCUCACUGCUGAACACCAUUGUCAGCUAAAAGGAAAAGAAAUCCCUUUUAAGGAAACUAUUUAACUUCAAUAGGCUGCUUUUCUGCCAGGAUUUCCAAUUCCUCUGAACAUAAGCCGAGACACAGACUGCUGCACGUAUGUCUGAUACUGCCCCCCCUCCCCCCAGCUCCAGCACCAGUUGUUAGCCCAAAAUAAACCCCAUUCCACAACCAUAUAUGUCCACGGGCCCAGAGCUGGGGAGGAGCAGGAGGUAGGUCAGGUCCCUGGGCCCCAGCCACACGCCGUGGCUGCUGCACACCAUGCACAUCACCCAGCUCAACCGAGAAUGCCUGCUGCACCUCUUCUCCUUCCUGGACAAGGACAGCAGGAAGAACCUUGCCAGGACCUGCCCCCAGCUCCAGGACGUGUUUGAGGACCCCGCGCUCUGGCCCCUGUUGCACUUUCGCUCCCUCGCAGAACUCAAGAAGGACAACUUCCUCCUGAGCCCCAUGCUCAGGAACCUCUCCAUCUGCUGGCACUCCAGCCGCGUGCAGGUGUGCAGCAUUGAGGACUGGCUCAAGAGCGCCUUCCAGAGGACCAUCUGCAGCCGGCAUGAGAGCCUGGUCAAUGAUUUCCUCCUCCAGGUGUGCGACAGGUACCACACAGCGCCGGCUGGUUUGCACGGGAACCUCAGUGCCAGCAGACUGGGGCUCCAUGCUCUUAGGUCAGAGGCCCCAGAUUGCUCCCUGAGAGGUGGUGCUGAGGCCCGUCUUUCAGGGACACACUGGCCAGUUUCUGCAAAGGCUGAAUGUUUGGAGAGGACUGCUCGGCCCCCAUCAGCUCCCACACAGGUGUGCUGA